CCAAAGUUUUGAGGCGACUUUAUCUGAGCUUCCUUGAGACUGUACGAAUGUAGACGAGCUUUAUUCAAUAUCCACAAAUGUGAUUGACAUCAAACAAAAACUGAUAAAUAAUUAAGAAUUGUGUGAUUGGACAAAAUAAUGUAUAGCAUUAUACAGACUCCUCUUUUGUUUAAAUUGACUUCAUAGUUGCAAGUGGGCUUAAAUGGUGCCAGGGCUUAAUGGGUACGCUUACCCUAAAUGACAUUGCAACACAUAUUAAUCAGAUCUGUGAAGGGAAAUCUAACUUCCAGUGCCCUGUGGUUUCAUUUAUUACUCAGUGGUAAAUUCCCCAGUUAUGAGGUGUGGGGAAAAUAUGAGUUAACGGUGACGAUUUAGUAAUAAAUAUUAUCAUAGAUUUAGUGACAUAAAUGCACCCUUUUCAAAUCUGAUAGGGGCUAAGAGUCUGACAGGGCUGACAUUUGAGCAACGCUAGGAAGUAGCAAAUGAGCAUUGAAAUGAGUCAUAGGAAAAUGGUCAGUGGGCAUUCCCAGGGUUCCCCGAAGAGAAUCUGCCAAUUAUCAGGACAAACCAGUCAACUGACUGAUCUCUUGCUGACCACUGCUCUUACUUGGUAGCCUCCCAGAGGAUUUCCCCUCACUGUUUUGCUGCUGCCUCUGACUGAAAUUAAACACAAAAGACAUAAAGCAGUUGCAAAGACAAAGAGGAAGAGUAACUGGUCUGUAUACUGUGUGUGACGCUAAAAGGUACAAGUGAAGUCAAGCAUCGCAGCUGUAAUGUUUGUGGUGGGAACUUCCUGCCUUGCCAUUCCUCCCAUGACACAAUCACUCUUCUCUUUAGCUGUACCAUGUGGUUUGGUGAGCAGGUAUUUCAUCUGAAAAGAUGUCAAGGGGCUGAGUCUGUGGGAUGAAAGCGCAAGGAAAGCAAAAAAAGAGGAGAAACUAACCAUGCUGAAGGAUGAACAGCUGGUUUACAUUGUCCUAGAGCUGGUGAUUGCUCUACUGGCUGUGACUGGGAACGUCCUGGUCUGCUGGGCUGUCUUCCUCAACUCCAACCUGCAGAGCAUCACUAACUUCUUUGUGGUGUCUCUGGCAGUGGCUGAUAUCGCUGUGGGGCUGCUGGCAAUUCCAUUUGCUAUCACUAUUAGUACCGGCUUCUGUGCCCAAUUCUUCGGCUGCUUGUUCAUCGCUUGCUUCGUCCUCAUCCUAACUCAGAGCUCCAUCUUCAGCCUGCUGGCUAUCGCUGUGGACCGCUACAUCGCCAUCAAGAACCCGCUCAGGUACAACAGCCUGGUGACCGGGACGAGGGCAAAGGCCAUCAUCGCACUCUGCUGGUUUCUCUCAGUGGGCAUUGGACUGACACCGAUGCUGGGCUGGAACAGAGGUUGGAAUGCCACAGCUGAGAUCAGCAACAACACCUGCCCUGAAGGCCUGACAGUGUGCCUGUUUGAAAAAGUGGUUACCAUGGACUACAUGAUCUAUUUCAACUUUUUUGGUUGUGUGUUAUUGCCCCUGAUAAUCAUGCUGGUCAUCUACGUCCACAUCUUCAUGGCUGCACGGCGACAGCUCCGCCUGAUUGGGCUGAAAGUUGCAAAUGCACCUGCUACUGGAGAAAUCCCUCCAUCAUCCAGCACGUCUCGCUCUACCCUGCAGAAGGAAGUGCAUGCUGCUAAAUCUCUGGCCAUCAUCGUAGGUUUGUUUGCUCUGUGCUGGCUUCCGCUUCACAUCAUUAACUGUUUUCACCACCUGUGUGAGGACUGUCGGCGAGUACAUUUGUGGGUGAUGAACAUUGCCAUCAUUUUGUCCCAUGCCAACUCUGUAGUGAACCCUCUGAUCUACGCCUACCGCAUCCGAGAGUUUAGACAGACUUUUAGGAGGAUCCUGUAUCAGCACAUCCUUGGGCGCAGGGAUGGACAUGGUUUUGCUGCUGGGAAUGGUGAGAGAAGUCAUAUGGGGAGCACCAGCAUCAUGCGGACUUCCUCUGGUAUCAGUAAAGAGGGUUCAUCGUGUGGGACAGUAGUAAAUAGUUACGUCCUGGAUCCCAGUUCUGAUGGAACUCCAACCAAAGCCUCCUGCCACUGGACGUCAAAGUUAGAUACUGCACCCAGCAGCUGCUUACCCAACGGACACCAAACAAAGGGAAGUACCCUGUCAAUAAAGCAGCCAUGCAUAAUGGGUUAUGCUGAAGUAGAGAGAGGAACAAGUGACAUUUUGGAAGUAAAAGACAGUGGGAGUUGUAUUUCUUUUGUGAAUGUUCAGGCUUUCUCUCUCAAACAGACUGAGAGCAUCAGCUCAUCAGAGUUAACACAAGUCUCCUGACAAACAUUUAUUAUAAUGGCUUGAAAAUAUGUAACUCAAGUCAAACAUGGCAUCAAAAAUGAUGAAUGAAGCCUCAACUUAUCAACCAGAACAAUAAAUCUACUCAUGGUAUUUCUGAAGGCUGAAUGUCAAUCAAACUGCCUGAUUUUAUCUGCAGAAAACAACACUUUCAAACUGAGCUGUCUCGCAAUGUAACACUUAAAACGUUUAAAUUCUUGAUCUACAUUUUUUAACAAUGUUACAUCAGGUAAUCAUUUUUAUUACUUAUCUGUAUUAUAAUAACUUACUGGAGAAUUAAAGUCUUAAAUACAUCCCUGAUUACUGUUUUUCAUAAGCAAUGCCACUUUCUGUAAAGAAAAAACUGCAUGAAUUUCAGUCACCACCAACUAAUCACGAAAACAUUUCAUCAACAAACUUAACUGCACAUCAUUAAAAAUGAAGCACAUUUAAGUUGAUAAUUUCAUAUGAAAGGCUCCUAUAAGAAACUUUUGGUAUGUAUCAGCUUUGGCCACCCCCUUGUGGGCAAAGUGAUAUCUCAUCUUUUUGCCGAUCUUGUGUUAAAUGUGCCAAAGUAGUCAAAGUCAAAUCUAUUUGUAUAGGACAUUUAAAACAGCAUGAGUCAACCAAAGUGCUUUACUGAGAAAGGAAAGACACAAAUAAACAUUCAAACAUACAACACAACACUAGUAAAGAGAAAGUAAAGAGAUAAUAACAGCAGGCUAUGUUGUAUUAACAGAAGUUGUAAUAAUUGUGCUGAUUGUUCAGCUUAUUCAUUUCUAUGGUUUGGAGAUUCUUUUCCAAGUGUAUUCAAUUGAAUACAGAACAAAGACAAUUUAUUAAAUGUUCAGUCUAGUUAACUUUAUUGGCUUGUUUAAUUUGAACACAUUCUGAAUUUGUUGCCUGCAACAUCUUCCACAAAAGCUGGGACAGGAGCAUGUUUACCACUGUCUUACGUUAUCUUUUCUUCUACCAACACUGUAAGUGGACUGAGGGCAUUAAUUUUUAUAGUAUUGAAAGUGGAAUCCUUUCCCAUUCUUGCGUGAAUUACAUGUCAAUCUGCUCAACAGUGCAGGGUUUCCGUUGUGAUAUUUUGGCUCCAAAAUCUGCCACACAUUUUCAGUGAGAGACAGGUCUUGCACCUGCACUCUGUUUUUGUGAGGCCGUGCUGUUGUAUCUUGUGCAGGAUGGCUUGGCAUUGUCUUAGUGAAAUAAGAAGUAACAUCUCUGGGAUGGAAGCAUGUGCUGCUCUAAAACCUGGAUGUACAGAUGUGCAAGUGACCUAUGCCAUGGGCACUAAUACACCCGCAUACCAUCACAGAUGCUUUUCUAUUCCUUUUCUUCUUUAGCAUGGAAGACUCCACAGAUGCUAUUCCCCCCCCCCCCAAAAAAAAAGAAGAAAAAGAAACGUGGACUCUUUAGACCAUAGCACACUUUUCCACUUUGGGUCAGUAAUCUUAGAUGAGCUUGGGCCCAGAAAAGUUGGCAUCACUUUUUGGAAGACAUUAAUAUUUGGCUAUUUUGUUGCAUGAUGGAUUUGACUGUGUAAACCAAAAAUGGUUUUCCACAGUGUUUCCUGAGCCCACAUAGUGAGAGCCAUCACAGAAUGACACAGUUUUUAAUGCAGUGCCACCCAAAAGACUAAAAAUCACAUGCAUCCAGUAUUUGUUUUUGGACUUGUACCUUAAGUGCAGAGAAUUCUUCAGAUUCUCUGAAUCUUCGAUAUUAUAGACUGGAUAGGGAAAUCUCUAAAUUCCUUGCAAUUCUAUGUUGAGGUACAUUGUUUAUGAACUGUUUGACUAUUUACCCAUGCAGUCUUUCAAAGUGGAGAACCUUGCAUCACCAAUGAUUUUCAGUGGGUGCACCUUUAUACCCAGCCAUGGUACUAUCACCUGUUACCAAUCAUCCUACUAACCUGUGGAAUGUUUCAGGGUUUUUUGAUCACUCCUCAGUUUUCCCAGUAAUUUCUUGCCCAUGCCCCAACUAUUUUUGAAAAAUUUGUAAGUACCAGAAUGUGUGUUUAUUUCCAAACAAACAAUUAACUUUAUCCGUUUGAAUACUGAAUAUCUGGUCUUUAAGCUAUGUAUAUAUACCAAUAGAAUAUAGGUUGAAAAGGAUUUGUAAGUGCCUACAUUAUUUUAAUUCACUGUGGCUUUGAAUGCUGCUCAUGGUCUAAAAUGCACCAAAAAGAGUCCUGUCAGAAUAUGCAGAUUUAACAACCCUGUAUAAAGUAUAAUAUAAUUCCAUCUUCCUUGCACAAAUAUGCUAAAGAAUAUAGUAUUUAACAAUUUGUGACAGAAACUUUGAUGUUGCUACAUUGAUCAGCAAUUCCCCAUCGAUAAAGUAACAGACUUUUGUAGCUGGUUCAACAACUGUAUGAAAAAUGCAUCAAGGACCCCAUAGCCUACUAUGCAGGCCUGUUGCCAACCACCCAUUCAUAACAAAGAGCCUGUUCGAUCCAUUCAAAUAUCAAUCCGCAUGCUUGUAGUGUGGCUACUCCUGGAGUCAUACAUGCUAAGAUGGAGAGUGGAAAAACAGGCGUAUACUCUCAUACACUCUUAAAGUGCAUACACAUGACCACAGACUACUCAGCUAGAGGUGUUUACAGAGUAGCCUGGCUGCCGAGGCCAGUCAAUAAACCUAAUGCAAUGGAAAUCAAAUGAAGAUUGGUUUGAUGAUGUCUUUUAUUAUGCCAUUAUGCUUUCUCUUUCCUCAUUUAAAAGCUCUCCCAUUGCGGGAAAGUCUUGCAUUAAGCAACAUUUACGUGCAAUCCUAGAGUCAGGUAUCCAGGAAUAAACAUACAUGGGUAUGUGUUCAGGUCAUCAGAGUUCAUUCUAAAAACAAGCAUAUCAGUUGUAUAUUACACAAUGUAGCUUGA
Molecule: messenger RNA, 5190 nt
Organism: Cheilinus undulatus (humphead wrasse)
Lineage: Eukaryota; Metazoa; Chordata; Actinopteri; Labriformes; Labridae
Gene: adora2ab
Product: adenosine A2a receptor b
Exons: 5
Coding region: 945-2315 (456 amino acids)
Biological process (GO): G protein-coupled adenosine receptor signaling pathway; adenylate cyclase-activating G protein-coupled receptor signaling pathway
Cellular component (GO): membrane
Molecular function (GO): G protein-coupled adenosine receptor activity
Source: RefSeq, a predicted model, not a curated record